AACAUUAUAAAUAUAUAAUCAUUAACCCUUUCGACAAAUACAUCUAUAAUUCUAUGCUCUAGACAGAAAUCAGAAGUUUCUUGCUAGUACAGACGAGUAUUGGUCAUCCAAAUGGAGAAAGAAGAAUGUUCUUCCGCUGAAGUUGAUAACAGCGCAAAGGAUGAAUUCCAGGAGUUGCUGCAAACACUCGAACGACAGACCAAUUGGGACGGGCAACGUCUUGUCAAGUACGAGGGCUUUUGGUUGCUGGAACUGUUUUUCCGACCGAUACUCUCUGCUCAAAAGUACUUCAAAGCAAAAGGCACAGAUGUAAUACUGUCGACCAUGCCCAAAUCAGGAACCACCUGGUUGAAGGCGCUCACGUUUUCCAUAGCCAACCGCAACGCUAUCCCUAUUGAUCAAAGUCCUCUACUUACUUCUAAUCCUCACAAGGUUGUGCCGUUCUUGGAAUUCGAUCUUUACUGGGGGCAAGAAGAUCUUGAUCCUGAACGAAUUCUCGACCCAAGAAUUUUGUCAACUCACAUGCCACUGGAAAUCCUUCCUGACUCCAUUCGUGAAGCUGGCUGUAGAAUUAUCUAUCUAUGUAGAAACCCUCUGGACGUAUUCAUCUCAAACCGCCUUUUCUUGCUCGAGAACAGGUUUUCAGAAGAUGCAGUCCUGCUUGAACUGGAUGAGGCUUUCGACAGGCUUUGCCAGGGAAUUCAUGACUGCGGGCCCUUCUGGGACCAUAUGCUUGGAUACUGGAAUGCCCACUUGAAGAACCCUGAGAGAGUGUUGUUUAUAAAGUAUGAGGAUCUAAAAGAGGAUAUCUUGUCCAAUAUAAAGAAGAUUGCCGAAUUUAUCGGGUCCCCUUUUUCGCCGGAGGAAGAAAAACAAGGUGUGGUAGAACAAAUCUCCAGGCUAUGUAGCUUUGAAAAUCUUAAAAAUUUGGAGGUGAACAAGAGCGGAAAUAUUCUUGGAUUAGUGAAGAACAGUUCAUUUUUUAGGAAGGGAGAAGUUGGAGAUUGGGUGAAUUAUCUGAGUCCUGAAAUGGUCGAACGCGUCAAGAACAUCAUGGAGAGCAAGUUUCAGGGCUCUGGUUUAAUCAUCAAAAUCUGAAUCAGAAAAUGUCAGCUGCUGAAGAAUAUGAUCUCCACCCUCGAGAUUAAUGCAUUAAUAUUAGUUUUCGAUUACCAGUUUCUGUUCUUACUGAAAUAUUUUAAUUUGUGUGGAUUUCAUUGUCUUUCCAUAUGCCACCUUAAAACAAAAAAUACAAGCAAUCUUCUCUCCUGUGAUUUUU
This is a messenger RNA of Sesamum indicum (sesame), 1279 nucleotides long. The record is from RefSeq and is a predicted model, not a curated record. Lineage: Eukaryota; Viridiplantae; Streptophyta; Magnoliopsida; Lamiales; Pedaliaceae.